This is a messenger RNA of Neomonachus schauinslandi (Hawaiian monk seal), 1661 nucleotides long. RefSeq names its product CD14 molecule (gene CD14). Gene Ontology annotation, cellular component: membrane raft; external side of plasma membrane; lipopolysaccharide receptor complex. The coding region runs from base 389 to 1504 and encodes 371 amino acids. Gene Ontology annotation, biological process: positive regulation of non-canonical NF-kappaB signal transduction; inflammatory response; lipopolysaccharide-mediated signaling pathway. The record is from RefSeq and is a predicted model, not a curated record. Lineage: Eukaryota; Metazoa; Chordata; Mammalia; Carnivora; Phocidae. The transcript has 2 exons. Gene Ontology annotation, molecular function: lipopolysaccharide binding; protein binding.
UUCUGGCCUGAAGCACUAGGGAUUUUUCUUUCCCCAAAGCUAGCAAACAAGCCUGGGGUGUCUGACUCAUCAGGGCACUGCCGGGGGCAUUGCACUCUACAUGUCCUACAUGAUCCUUCCUGUUACAGUCCUGGCAACAUCCCUCAUUGCAAAACUUCCCAGAAGGGUACACUGCAUAGAGUAGUUCGGUGGCAGACAGGUGGAGAGUGACCAGGGUUCACAGAGAAAAGAACAGAGUGACAUCCAGGGUUACAUAAACUCUCAGGCCGCCCAAGAGGACAGAUACGUGUGUGGAGCCUAGAAACCAGUGAGUGCGGCUGUGUAGGAAGGAAGCCGGAGCCCUUCCCUGAGCCUGCCUGGACGCAGAGGCUCGGAGCCGCAAUCGACCAUGGUGCUCUGCUUGUUGCUGCUGCUGCUGCCGCCAGCGCUGUGCGUCUCGGAACCCGCACUAGAGCCCUGCGAAGUGGACGACGAGGAUUUCCGCUGCUUCUGCAACUUCACGGAUCCGGAGCCCGAGUGGUCCAGCGCCUUCCAGUGUGUAAGUGCCAUCGAGGUGGAGAUCCACGGCGGCGGCCGCAGCCUGCAACAAUUCCUAAAAGCCGCACACACGGACCCGAAGCAGUACGCUGACAUGGUCAAGGCUCUGCGCUUGCGGCGGCUCACAGUGGCCUCCGCACAGGUUCCCGCUAGCCUUGUGGCCGCCUUCUUGCGUGCGCUGGGGUACUCCCGCCUCAAGGAACUGACGCUCCAGGACCUGGAGGUAACCGGCGCCACGCCGCCGCCGCCUCGGGAAGCCACUGGGCCUGCGCUCUCCACCCUCAGUCUCCGGAACGUGUCGUGGGCAACGGGAGGUGCCUGGCUCGCCGAACUGCAGCAGUGGCUGAAGCCCGGCCUCAAGGUACUGAACAUUGCGCAAGCACACUCGCUUGCUUUUUCCUGCGCGCAGCUCCGCACCUUCCCGGCCCUCACCACCUUAGACCUAUCCGACAAUCCCCGACUGGGCGAGCGCGGACUGACAGCAGCUCUCUGUCCGCACAAGUUCCCGGCCCUCCAGGCUCUAGUUUUACGGAACGCCGGGAUAGAGACGCCCAACGGCGUGUGCUUGGCGAUGGCGGCGGCGGGUGUGCAACCCCACCGCCUAGACCUCAGCCACAACUCGCUGCGCGCCACCGCCCCCGGCGCUCCUGGGUGUGUCUGGCCCAGCACACUGACAUCUCUCAACUUGUCCUUCGCUGGGCUGGAGCAGGUGCCUAAGGGACUACCGGCCAGGCUUAGCGUGCUUGAUCUUAGGUGCAACAAGCUGAACAGAGAGCCUCGGCCAGAAGAGCUGCCCAAGGUGAGUAACCUGACACUGGAUGGGAAUCCCUUUCUGGACCCUGAAGGCCCCAACUACCAAGAAGACCCGAUGAAGUCUGGCGUGGUCCCAGCCUGUGCGCAUUCGGCCCUGGCGGUGGGGAUGUCAGGAACCUUCGUGGUGUUUCAAAGGGUGGGAGGCUUCACCUAAGGCCCACGAGAGACAAAUGAAUCGGCUCGGAUUGCCCUGGCUCCAGGGAAGCCUUAUCGGGACGUCUUUUUUUUUUUUUUUUUUUUAACCAACCAACCCUCUGCCCCAUCUUCAUUAAAAUCUGAAACAACGAUUUGUGUCAUUCACUCAAUGGGUG